ACUUGCCAUCACGAAGUCCCUGUGCAGCUACACACCAUACCAAGCAAUGGUACUUGCGGACUUCUUGAUCGCGACGGCCACCAUACUAGGCUUCAUCUCACUCGUCAAGAACCUGCUCGCCUUCGGCCGAUGGUUGCACGCCGCGUUCCUGAGGAAGCCGAAGGACUUGCGCGACUACGGCUCAUGGGCCGUCGUCACCGGUGCCACCGACGGCAUCGGGAAAGCCCUGGUCUUCAAGCUCGCCUCCAAGGGCCUCAACCUCGUACUCGUUGGUCGGAACCCCGGCAAACUCGAAGCCACCUCGAGUGAGCUGAGGGAGAGAUACGGCACAACCAUCGAGGUCAAGACCGUGAUCGCCGACUUUGCGAAGCUGAGCGGAGAUGAGAUAGCGGGGACGAUGACGGGAGCGACGGAAGGGCUCGACGUCGGGUUGCUCGUUAACAACGCGGGGAUGGCUUAUCCGUACGCGAGGUACUUUCACGAGGUGGAUCGAGAGUUGAUGGAGAGCAUGCUGAGAGUGAACUUGAACGCAGCGGUGUGGGUGACGAAGGGAGUGAUCGAUGGAAUGUUGAAGAAGAAGAGAGGAGCGAUCUUGAAUAUAGGAUCUGGUUCGAGUGUGUAUGUUUCUUCGUAUCCACUUCAGACCUUGUAUGCAUCAACCAAAGCUUUUAUGGCAACGUUCUCGAGGAGCAUCGCUCUUGAGUACAAGGAGCGUGGGGUUGAUAUUCAAUGUCAGGUUCCCCUAUUCAUUGCUACAAAGAUGACCAUGUUGAGGAGGCGCCCGAUGCUCGUACCGUCUUCCGAGAUGUUCAGCGGAGCAAGCGUGCAGAUGGAUUGGUUACGAGCGCCAUUUUUCUCUCGAUUGUUCACCUCUGGAAAGGUCGCAACAAACGUAAGGGUGGCUUAUCCCUACCCAAAAUACUUGCACAAGGUGUAUCGAGAGUUGAUGGGGAGCAUGUUGAGAGUGAACGUGAAUGCAGGGUUGUGGUUGAUGAAGGGAGUGAUCGAUGGAAUGUUGAAGAAGAAGAGAGGAGCAAUCAUGGAUAUUGGGUCCGAUUCCACCGUGUAUAUCUCUUCGUAUCCUCUCCGGACCCUGUAUGCAUCGACCAAACCCUAUAUCAAGAUUGAUAUACAAAUUUGGUCUGCUGAACAGUGUGAUAGACUAUAA
Messenger RNA from Syzygium oleosum, 1168 nucleotides. RefSeq names its product very-long-chain 3-oxoacyl-CoA reductase 1-like. The transcript is spliced from 6 exons. Gene Ontology annotation, cellular component: endoplasmic reticulum. Lineage: Eukaryota; Viridiplantae; Streptophyta; Magnoliopsida; Myrtales; Myrtaceae. Gene Ontology annotation, molecular function: ketoreductase activity. The record is from RefSeq and is a predicted model, not a curated record. The coding region runs from base 47 to 1168 and encodes 373 amino acids.